Messenger RNA from Brachypodium distachyon (stiff brome), 1125 nucleotides. RefSeq names its product protein FAR1-RELATED SEQUENCE 7-like. The transcript is spliced from 4 exons. Lineage: Eukaryota; Viridiplantae; Streptophyta; Magnoliopsida; Poales; Poaceae. The coding region runs from base 225 to 830 and encodes 201 amino acids. The record is from RefSeq and is a predicted model, not a curated record.
GAGAAAGAAAAUAUCUUGUCCUGUUCAUCUUCCCUCCCAGAAAGCUUCGACGAUCCUGGUUCGAUGCCCAUUUGAGUUUCUGUUUUCUCAAAUCGAAGUACCGCCUCCUCGCAGUGUCAUAGUUCUUACCAGUACCUUUGGUUCGUCAUGUCAGUCGACAAAGUUGCGAACCCACCAUAUGAGAGCUUUCUGUUCACGGACGAAGGUACAGCACGUACAUAUUAAUGGAAGCGCCGGGCGAAUCUUCUUCAGAGUGUAGCGCUGCUCCGAACGUGAACAUAGUCGGUGGACCAAGAAAUGGUACAGAUGGAGCAAUUCAUCCCCCACCAUCUAUGGAAGGUUCUUACGAAGAGUGGAGCGAGAUUGGGGCAUCAGUUGAUGACAGUGGGGUUUCUGCAUGUUCACGCAGGAAAAAGUUUGAAAUUGGCCCUUUGGCACGUCCUACGGUACCUGGCAGAGCUAGCGCUCUUGAAAAUUCACUUAGAGGUUUCGCGCACAGGACGACUGAUAAUAUUUUAUGUCCAGAUAUUGGUCUAUGCUUUGACUCUUUGCCUGAGGCUUACGAGUACUUCAAUUUGUAUUCUUGGAAAAUUGGUUUUGGCAUUCGUUACGGAAGGAGCCACAACUACAAAUGUAAAUAUGGGCCAAAGAAGGACGUCAUAUACAAAACAAUGCAGAACAUUGUCUGUGGUUGUGAGGGAUUUCCAACGAAGAAAAACACAUCCUCUGUUAGAUGUGGCUGCGGAACAUUCAUAAGACUCCUGAGGAGUGAUGACCAUGGUUGGUACAUUAAGGAUUGCAAGCUUGAACAUAAUCAUCCGUUAUCUUGAAACAUUGGGGAGAAGUUGUGUUGGCCAUCUCACAAGCAUAUAGAUCGUUACACAAGAGAGUUAGUUCAAAACCUUAGACAGAACAAUGUACCGCUCACAAAGGUUUACAACAUACUUGGCACAUACUUCGGUUCAACUGAUGAUGUACCAUUCAACAAGCGAUCCCUGGAGAACCUUUGUAAGCAGUUGUCAAAAGAAGAAGCUAACGAUGAUGUAUGGAAGACAAUGGAAUUAUUUACAAAAAUGAGAGAUGAUGAUCCUUCGUUUGUGUACACAGCUGAUCUCGAUUCGGAUG